AUGGCCUUGAGGCGUUUCAUGCCCUGUAUAAAAGGCCGCGCUAGGGUUAGCGAGGGUAGUUUCUUCAUCGGCUCCAAUAUGAGACGAUUCAUCGCUGUGCUUGGCCUGUUUGUGGGCGCUGCCUACUGCUUUCCUGGUAGAAUUAGCCAGAGUUACGGCGCCCCGUCCGUAGGCUUCAGCUCCUCUGGAGACCACGGUAGCUCCUUCACUGGUGGAAGAGCUGGUGGAUUCAGUGGAGGAUCGCAUGCUAGCGGCGUCAGUGGCUUCGGCGGUGGAAGAGGCAGCUCAUUGGGUGGGGGAUCACUUGGAGGAUUCAGUGGAGGAUCACAUGCUGGCGGCGGCAGUGGCUUCGGCGGUGGAGGAGGCAGCUCCGUCAGUGGGGGUUUCAGUGGAGGAUCACAUGCUGGGGGCAGCGCUUUUUCUAGUGGCAACUUCGGAGGCGGCAGUUCAGGAACCUCGACAGGACUCAGCACAAGCUACGGUACGCCCACCAACAACUUUGUGAGCUCCACGGGCGGUGGCUUCCGUGGAACUGGAUCCCAUAGCAGCGGAUCGUUUGGCAGCAAAUUUAGCAGUGGAUCCCAAGGAGGUGGAUCCUUUGGCUCCACAUCACAUGGGGCUGGGUCCUUUGCUACUGCGUCCCAUGGAAGUGGAUCCGGCGGAACAGGGUCCUUUGGUGCUGGAUCCCACGGAGGUGGAUCGUUUGGCACUGGAUCCCACGGCGGUGGAUCGUUUGGCACUGGAUCCCAGGGAUCUGGGUCAUUUGUUACUGGAUCCCAGGGAUCUGGGUCAUUUGGUACUGGGUCCCAUGGGCUGAGCACUAGCUACGGUCUUCCCAACUGAUAAUGAAGCUUUUGACAUAGGCCGGCGUUUAUGGGAAAUUGAGGCUUCCUUUUCCGUUUACAGUGUGCGAUUCUAAAUAUAUUCGCUAUGUGAGCUACGCACCGGCGUUCAUUUGUGCAGCCUGUUUUUCUUUCUAAUAUUUCUCGUUCCUAAUUUGCUUCAAAAUACAUCUAAAGAAGUGUACAAUAACAA
Messenger RNA from Penaeus monodon (black tiger shrimp), 1035 nucleotides. RefSeq names its product keratin, type I cytoskeletal 9-like. NCBI's taxonomy places the organism in Eukaryota, Metazoa, Arthropoda, Malacostraca, Decapoda, Penaeidae. Bases 1 to 843 code for a protein of 280 amino acids. The transcript has 2 exons. The record is from RefSeq and is a predicted model, not a curated record.